Molecule: messenger RNA, 3964 nt
Organism: Cheilinus undulatus (humphead wrasse)
Lineage: Eukaryota; Metazoa; Chordata; Actinopteri; Labriformes; Labridae
Product: high-affinity choline transporter 1-like
Exons: 14
Coding region: 16-2586 (856 amino acids)
Biological process (GO): choline transport; transmembrane transport; acetylcholine biosynthetic process
Cellular component (GO): plasma membrane
Molecular function (GO): choline:sodium symporter activity
Source: RefSeq, a predicted model, not a curated record
UUCACCGGUUUGAUCAUGGCUGUCAACAUCCCGGGAGUGAUUGCGAUGGUCUUCUUCUACCUGCUGGUUCUAGGAACCGGUAUCUGGGCUUCUUUCAAGUCCAAAAGGGAACAGAAGAAAAGUGCAGCCACUGGAGUGGAUAUGGCCCUGCUGGGAAACCGGAGGAUUAGCUUGGUGGUGGGAAUCUUCACAAUGACAGCGACAUGGGUUGGAGGAGGACUCGUUGUUGGCACAGCUGAGAUGGUGUACACGCCCUCUAUGGGACUAACUACAGCCAUUGUGAUGAUGAUAGCAUACAGCUCUUCUUUCAUCAUUGUUGGCAUGGUAUUUGCCAAGCCAAUGAGAGAUAGAGGUUGUACAACGAUGCUGGACCCUUUCAACAUGAAGUAUGGAAAAAGACUAACAGCUGGACUGAGCCUGGUUUCACUUUUUGUUGAUCUGACGUGGGUACCCACAACACUCAUUGGCUUAGGAGGAAUCAUGAAUGUGGUCUUGGAUUUACCUUUUUCUGUUUGCAUCUGGAUUUCUGCUGCUGUUGCCAUCAUCUACACGCUGCUGGGAGGCCUCUACUCUGUGGCCUACACAGAUAUUAUACAGCUCUUCCUCAUUUUCAUUGGUCUGUGGGUUUGUGUUCCCUUUGUUCUGAUGAACCCGUACACAUUGGACAUCAGCCAGACAUUAAUGAACAACACCUUACACGCUCCCUGGAUUGGAACGCCAGAACCGAAAACAGCCUGGAGGAUUGUUGAUGAUUUCUUAUUCUUUGCACUGGGGAGUCUGGGGUUCCAGUGCUUCCACCAGAGGACCUUGUCAGCAUCUUCAACAGCCACAGCAAAGAUCACAUGUCUUGUUGCUGGUUUUAUCCUUCUUUUAUUUGGAAUACCUCCUAUACUGCUUGGGGCUGCAGCUGCAUCCACAGGAACCGGCAUCUGGGCUUCUUUCAAAUCCAAAAGGGAGCAGAAGAAAAGUGCCGCCACUGGAGUGGAUAUGGCCCUGCUGGGAAACCGGAGGAUUAGCUUGGUGGUGGGAAUCUUCACAAUGACAGCUACCUGGGUUGGUGGAGGCUUCAUUGUUGGCACUGCUGAGAUGGUGUACACACCUUCUAUGGGACUAACUGCAGCGAUGGUGAUGAUGAUAGCAUACAGUUCAUCUUUUAUAAUAGCUGGUGUGGUAUUUGCUAAGCCAAUGAGAGACAGACACUGUACAACCAUGCUGGACCCUUUCAACAUGAAGUAUGGAAAAGCACUAACAGCUGGACUGAGCCUGGUUUCACUUCUUGUUGAUCUGAUCUGGGUUCCUUCAACACUACUUGGUUUAGGAGCAAUCAUGAAUGUGGUCUUGGAUUUACCUUUUGCUGUUUGCAUCUGGAUUUCUGCUGCAGUCGCCAUCAUCUACACGCUGCUGGGAGGCCUCUACUCUGUGGCCUAUACAGAUGUUAUACAACUGGUUCUCAUAUUCCUUGGUUUGUGGGUUUGUGUUCCUUUUGUUCUGAUGAACCCAUCCACCUUGGACAUCAGCCAGACGUUGAUGAACAACACCUUACACGCUCCCUGGAUUGGAACGCCAGAACUGAAAACGGCCUGGAGGAUUGCUGAUGAUUUCUUAUUCUUUUCACUGGGGAGUCUGGGAUACCAGUGCUUCCACCAAAGGACCUUGUCAGCCUCCUCCACAGCCACAGCCAAGAUCACAUGCAUCGUUGCUGGUUUCAUCUUCCUUUUAUUUGGUACACCUUCAAUAUUGCUUGGGGCAGCAGCUGCAUCCACAGACUGGAACGUGACCACCUAUGGUUCUCCACCUCCAUACGAACGUGGGGAGGCAGCUCUUGUUCUUCCCUUUGCCCUGCGGCACCUCACUCCGUCCUACAUCUCCAUUAUCGGUAUCGGAUGUGUGGCAGCGGCCGUGAUGUCAUCUGCUGAUUCUGCUUUACUUUCUGCAGCUUCUGUCUUCAGUGUGAACAUAUACAGGAACGCCCUCAGGCCUCAGGCAUCAGACAGAGAGAUUCAGUGGGUGAUCCGUGCUGCUGUGGUGGUAGUGGGUGUGGUUGGCACGUCAUUGACCAGCCUGAAAAACAGCAUUAUACAGUUUUGGAUCCUUGGUGGUGAAGGAGCCUACAUCGCUAUUUUCCCUCAACUCGUCUGUGUCCUCUUCUUCAACAUCUCCAAUGGUUAUGGGGCUGUUAUGGGCGUACUUGUGGGAAUUUCUUUAAGAAUACUCAGUGGGGAUCCAUCACUAGGAAUAGCACCAGUCAUACACUUCCCAGGAUGCACUCUCGAGGACGGUGUUUAUGUCCAGUACUCUCCAGUUAAGACCAUCUCCAUGCUGUCUGCUUUAGCUGCCAUCCUGAUUUUCUCCUACCUGACUUCAGUGCUCUUCAACAAAGGCCUGCUUCCUGAGAGGUGGGAUGUCUUCAAAGUGAAAGCCCAGGAGUCACCACAACAAUUUUCUCCGAUAAGUGGGGUCACGAAGCAGAGUAAAGAAGAGGAGCGGAAGACAAACAGCUGUAAGGCCGAGGCUGAAGGUGCAUCAGAGCCAAUGAUUAGCACAAGCUCUCAGUGUCCCUGCGGCCUUGAAACCCAAAGUAUUUGAGAAAUGUUUGCAAACAUCUUAUGAUAGAAGCAUGAUAGGAUGAUAAUUGUCACUGAAAAAUUGUAUAAAUGAAAAUAAUACUUUGAAGAUUUUGGCCUUUAAUCAAACAGAGCUUAACUUUUGGUGUUAGAGAUAUGAGACAAGGGUUAUUAUACCUAUUAUUGUAUCAUUUAAAACAAUAUUAUGUAAAUAUUUUGUGUUAUGCCUUGUGGGAUGUCUUGCUCAUAAGAAACUAUUUGUUAACAUGCUGAAAUAAUGUUAUGUCUACGCAAGCCAAAUCCUGAACUGCUGUUUGCUUUAUUCUUGAUGUGGUCAUGCAUUAUCAUGUAGCACUUAUGUCAACUAUGUGCCCAGAUUUUGCUUGACCAGUUCUAGAUUCUAUUUGAAUGGGGAAACAGUAUGAAAAUUACACCAGAGACUGAAUACUUUAAAUGCAAAAAGCUGGCACUGUACUUAAAAUCAAGCACAGACAUAUCAGCAAACUGCAGUGCCCAGCAGAGAUGAGAGAGACUCUGCUUACAACAGCUGUUGCCCGUUACCAUAAGGCUUUAUGGAAGAGUGGCAAAGAGAAAGCCACUGUUGAAGAACACCCAGAUUAAAUCUCAACAAGAGUUCACCAAAAAGUAUGUGGGAGACUGGCCCACAUGGCCAACAGAGAAGACGCUGGGCAGACACCAAACACUGCAUAUCACCACAAACACAACUUCCUCACUGUGAAGCACGGUGGAGGCAGCAUCAUGUUGUGGGGAUGUUUCUUGGCAGCUGGCCCAGGAAAGAUAAAAUAAAUGUGGAAAAAUACAGAAAAAUCCUGGAAGGCAAUCUUAUGCAGUUUGCAAGAGAACUAUGGCUUGGGAGAAAAUGUAUUUUCCAGCAAGACAAUGACAGUGAGCAUACCAUGAAAGCUGCACAGAAAUGGUUUAAAGACUACGAAGUCAAUGUUCUGGAGUGGCCGAGUCAAAGCCCAGACCUCAAUCCAGUAUGGAACUUCUGACUGGACUUGAAAUGGGCUGUUCACGCCGGAUCCCAGUGCAACCUGAUAGAGAAGAAAGGAGCAAAGUAAUGGAGAAUGGAAGAAUGGAGUAAAAUUGCAGUGUCCAGAUGUGUAAGUCUGAUUUAGACCUAUCCACACAGACUCAGAGCUGUGAUUGCAGCCAAAGAUGCAUUGAAUAAAUACUGACUGGGGUAAAUAUUUAUGCAGCCACUUAUUUUACAUUACAUUUUUUUAUCCUCAUUACACUCUGUUUUCAAUUUGACAUUAAAGAUUUUUGUUUUUAUUGACAAUUUAAUGAUUUUAAGAAAUCAUUUACAGGAUACAAAACCCAAGGGGGUGAAUAUUUUCAUAGGCAUUAUUGGAGUAACAGUUUCAAACUUGUUAUAA